Messenger RNA from Gossypium arboreum, 923 nucleotides. Its product is annotated as cyclin-U2-2-like. Gene Ontology annotation, biological process: regulation of cyclin-dependent protein serine/threonine kinase activity. The record is from RefSeq and is a predicted model, not a curated record. Gene Ontology annotation, molecular function: protein kinase binding. Lineage: Eukaryota; Viridiplantae; Streptophyta; Magnoliopsida; Malvales; Malvaceae. The transcript has 3 exons. Bases 154 to 858 code for a protein of 234 amino acids.
UUACUUUAUUCACUACCCCAUCUUUCUUUACAUUACCAACUCAACGGCUGCCCCCUAUUAUAAAUACUCAUUAAACAUCACACAGCCUGGGUAUCCCUUCAUUUUCCUCCUCUUUAGAUUUCACGCUUAUUAUUUUCGUAACAUUUUGAACUCAUGGAAAUGACUGCAUCUUCCCUUACAAUCUCUCCAAGAAAGCUUCGAUCCGAUCUCUACUCUUACUCCUAUCAGAAUGAUGCAAAAACCCCACUGGUGAUGUCAGUCCUGGCUUCUCUUAUUGAGAGAACAAUGGCAAGAAACGAAAGGAUAGCCAAGAACUGUGAAUGGGCAUUGGCAAAAGAUUGCAAUAGCAGAGUUUUCGAGUGCCAGGAGACACCAGACAUGACGAUUCAAUCCUACCUAGAAAGAAUCUUCCGUUACACCAAAGCCGGACCAUCCGUUUAUGUGGUGGCAUAUGUAUAUAUGGAUCGGUUUCGCCAAGCAAAUCCAGGGUUCCGGAUUAAUGCUAGGAACGUACAUAGGCUCCUCAUUACAAUCAUCAUGGUGGCUUCCAAGUAUGUUGAAGACAUGAAUUACAGAAAUUCGUACUUUGCACGAGUAGGAGGGUUGACGACCAAGGAACUGAACAAGUUGGAGGUUGAAUUUUUGUUCAUGAUGGGUUUCAAACUGCAUGUAAAUGUGAGAGUGUUCGAGAGCUACUGCAGUCACUUGGAGAGGGAAGUGAGCAUUGGAGGAGGAUACCACAUUGAGAGGACUCUAAGGUGUGCUGAAGAUAUCAAAUCCAAACAAGUUGAACAAAAAAGAUACAACUCCAUUGCUCGCAUUUUGUUCUUUGAAGUUGGGGCCAGUACAGAGGAGUGAUGUAUAAACCAUAUUGUAUGUCUUCUGCUUAAGAAAUGGAAUACAAGUAAUAUAUUAUUUGUUAA